Hypoxylon trugodes is the source of this 3180-nucleotide messenger RNA. RefSeq names its product TRM-domain-containing protein. Gene Ontology annotation, cellular component: nucleus. The transcript is spliced from 4 exons. Gene Ontology annotation, molecular function: kinase activity; RNA binding. Bases 1 to 3180 code for a protein of 1059 amino acids. The record is from RefSeq and is a predicted model, not a curated record. Lineage: Eukaryota; Fungi; Ascomycota; Sordariomycetes; Xylariales; Hypoxylaceae. Gene Ontology annotation, biological process: tRNA N2-guanine methylation.
AUGACUUCAGAAAUUAAGAACGGCGCUUCCACUGCGACGGCCGAAAUCCAGACUAUAAUACGGGAUGGACAAGAAUUCACCGAGGUCAAAGAAGGGUUGGCUCGAAUUCUAGUUCCUUUCUCAACGAAAAAUACUACGAAAAAUAAGUUGAGCGACGUCGAAGAACAACAAAAAGUCUUUUAUAAUCCUAUCCAACAAUUCAAUCGCGACUUGACGGUUCUCGCUAUUAAAGCAUACGGACAAGAGGCCCUAGAGAAGAGACGGUCUAACAACGCUGACAGGGCAGCAAAGAGGAAGCGCGACAAGUCAGACUCUGGCGCAGGCAGACAAAAGAAACAAGAGAGGAUAGUAGAAAAUGACGAAGAACAAGAGACAAAAUCUAGCGAACUGAAACGAGAUAAUCAAACUACAACUCCCAGAUUCACCAUCUUGGACGCUCUAUCAGCCACAGGACUUCGUGCCCUACGAUAUGCACAAGAAUUACCAUUUGUCACGUCGGUUACCGCAAACGACCUUAGCCCAACAGCCGUUGAGUCCAUCAAGAGGAACGCUGUGCAUAAUGGGGUUGAGUCUAAGGUGAACGCCACCUCGGGCGACGCCCGUGCGCAUAUGUACUCCCUACUUACACAGGAAGUUGCAGAAGACAACGUUAAAGGGAAACAUCAAAACAAAAAAGGUGGUCCAAAGCCCAGCAAGAAAUACGACGUGAUAGACCUUGACCCAUAUGGAACCGCCGCUACUUUCUUUGAUGCAGCGCUCAACGCUGUGAGAGACGAUGGUGGUCUAUUAUGUGUCACAUGUACAGACUCGGGCGUCUGGGCAUCACAUGGAUAUCCAGAGAAGGCUUUCGCUCUUUAUGGUGGUACUCCUGUGAAAGGCUUUUAUUCCCACGAAGCAGGGCUGCGCCUAAUACUCAAUGGCCUUGCCUCAACAGCAGCGAGGUACGGAUUGGCAAUAGAGCCCCUCCUUAGUCUGUCCAUAGACUACUACACGCGAAUCUUUGUGAAGGUUAGGAAAUCGCCAGCGCAAGUCAAGUUUCUUGCAGGAAAGACCAUGAUUGUGUACAAUUGCGAUCAAGGAUGCGGAGCUUGGGAAACACAAUUCCUAGUUCGCAACAAAAAGACGCCCAAUAAAUCCGGAAAGGGCGUUUUCUACAAGCACGGGCUAGCUAUGGCGCCAACAGCAGAUAAGCAGUGUAAAGAGUGCGGAUCGAAGAUGCAUUUAGCUGGGCCGAUGUAUGGAGGGCCAUUGCACUCGCCCGAUUUUAUUAACAAGAUAUUGGAUGAUCUACCCAAUGUCUCUGAUGACGUAUACGGCACGAAAACGCGAAUAGAGGGAAUGCUACAUACUGCACUUGAAGAGUUUCUUCCGCCUCUGGAAGACAAUCUACAAAGCUCCAGAGAAGACGAGUUUGCUGCAGUCGAGCAUUAUCCGUUCUUUUUUCAUCCGUCCGGUCUUUCGGGUGCGAUACACUGCAUUUGUCCCGACGAAGACAGCUUUAGGGGCGCCCUACGCCAUCUAGGCUAUCAAGUCACCCGUAGCCAUUGUAAGCCCGGUAGUCUCAAGACGAAUGCGCCCUGGUCCGUCAUUUGGCGCAUUAUGCGAGAAUGGGUUCGUCAAAAAGCACCUGUAAAUGUCGAAAAGAUUAAAGAAACUACGCCGGCGUACACACUAUUAAGGCUAGGCGAGAAAAAUGAACCCACAGAAGGUGCAGAAGACGGAGACCACGAUGUAAUUGAGAAAUUAGAGGUUGUGUUCGAUCAGAAACUGGGGCGAGACAGCUCAAAGAGGGCACACCAUGUGUGCCCUGCGUCCCUGGUGGGUGGCUCUCGCAUUAGUUCAGCGACCCGGAGGACUUCAUACGAUGUAUUCAGUUUGAAAGAAGAAACCGGAGAGCAAGGGCCAUCGUUUAAGUUAUUGAAGUCCCGACUUGCAGAUGUACCAUCGUAUUUGUUGGAUGAUCCCUUAAGUGGGGAGAUCCCAGAAUACCUGCGGAGCGGACCGUCGCGACAUGUUCACAUUGUCAUAUCGACGGGUUCCGGCACUGGUCUCGCCUUAAAUUUUUACAAUUCCGCUCUUAAGCCUUUACUAGAAAGCCUAGGUGUUCUCCCUUUAGAACCAUCCGCCGACUUAGCGGAUCGCUCGAAACCGAAAAGUUACAAUCUUGUCAUUACCCAAAAUGCCGAUACUGUGCGCGACUUCGCUCGAGAUAUCAGCAGCACAAGUCGGGGUGCCUUGCAGCAUACUAUUGUCUUACUAAGCGGCGAUGGCGGUGUAAUUGAGAUGCUCAAUGGUAGAGCACCGCUAGAGGAGGCAGAGGGAACAGAGGGAACAGAGGUAGAAGCCCACCUACCCCUAAUUGCGACACUGCCCUUAGGUACUGGGAAUGCACUUUUCUACUCACUGCAUAAAUCUGUGGGUGCGAUAUCCGAGACAACGGCUCCCUCUGGCCUUGUCCAAGGCUUGCGAACUUUGUUCGGGGGAAAGGCUGCACCGCUACCUUCUUUUAAAGCCGAAUUUUCCCCAGGCUCUCAUCUUAUCGCUCCCGGAAGUGCUGAGGAUGGGAUCGACCCUGAUUCCAAUAAUGUAUCCCAUCUUUACGGGGCUAUCGUUGCUAGCUAUGGUUUUCAUAGCCAAUUGGUGUGGGAGAGUGACACUCCGGAGUACCGAAAACACGGCGCUAAGCGGUUCGGUAUGGUUGCACAGCAGCUUCUGAAGGAGAGCCACGCGUACAAUGCUAUCGUUGAAUUGGCCGCAGAAGAUGCUUCUCGGUUACAAAAGCUUGACCGAGACCGACAUGCAUAUAUCCUUGCCACAAUGGUUUCCAAUCUGGAGAAGACGUUCACAAUUUCACCGGCCAGCAAGCCACUGGAUGGUAAAUUGAGACUUGUUCACUUUGGCGUUGUUAGUGGUGAGAGGACUACAGAAAUCAUGAUGAAGGCGUAUGAUGGAGGAAAGCAUGUCGAUUUGAGGUGGACUGAUGAUGAUGGGAAGGAAGAAAAGGUUGGGUACGAUGAAACUGAAUUAGUUAAGAUUACGACUCUAGAAGAAGAUACUAGAUGGAGGAAAGUCUGUAUCGAUGGAACUAUAGUAGAAUUACCCCAAGGUGGUUAUAUAACGGUGAAGAGGGAGAAGAAGCCUCACUUGCAAAUUCUAUUAGAUCGAUUAGUGGUUGGAUAG